CAACGAAUGAAGUGCAACAAAAACAUUCUUAUGUGCAAUUACGCUCAUAGUCAUAUCAUGACCAUGCUGAAGCUCUCCAAGACCAUCUCCAACAAUAUUUUAUGUUUCUCGCACCCUCAAGCUCUUGACACCAAGGCAUGAUGAACAACUUGUCACAAUUGAACACCUCAAACAGCAGCUUGCAGACUGCAGAUUGCAUUGCUGAGGCCCAGCACAUCUCUCUCACUGUAUUUAUCACCCUGGUCUUCAUGGUGGGAUUUUGCCUCAACGGUUUCAGCCUGUGGGUCUUCUGUUGCCGCAUGCCCCAUUGGAACUCUGGGACGGUUCUACAAUUCCACCUGGCCCUUAGCGAUGCUCUCGCCACUCCAGCCACCAUCAUGGCAGCUGUGUAUUUUGCCAAUGACAGCAGCUGGCCAUUUGGGAGGUUUCUGUGUCAAGUGAAGAUUGGUCUACUCAGCGCACAUUUUUAUGGGAGCACCUUGUUUCUGAUGCUCAUCAGCAUCCACCGAUACGUGGUGGUGGUCCAUUUCAAUCGGAGUAGCCUCAUGAAGCAAAAAACCUUCGUCAAAAAACUCUGUGGUGGGAUCUGGAUUUUUUUGCUGGCAAAAGGCAUCAUCUAUGCCAACCUUCUCCCAUCCAGCACUGAAAAGUCACGUCGCGUACAAUGCCUCACCAUUCAUCAGGAAAAACUUGUAGAUGCCUACUUUGUUAUUAAUUUCAUUCUCUUCAUUGUUGGCUUCCUUCUACCAUUCUCUGUCUCAGCCGCCUGCUAUGGCCUACUUGCUAGCUCUGUGUCUCAAAUCAACCCAAGCACGGCCCAUGGUCCAGCAGUCAAGUCAAAGUCCCUAAGGAUGAUUGCUGUUUGUCUUCUGAUAUUUGGACUGUGUUUCCUGCCACUGAAUGUCACCCGAACUAUAGGAGUAGUGGUGAAGAGGUUCUACUCAGACAGUUGUGAUGUUCUUCGACGAGUGGAGACUGCUUAUUAUGUUUCUUGGAUCUUGGGCGGUGUUAACUGUUGUCUGGAUCCUCUCAUCUACUUCUUCGGCUCAAACAAUUUCAGGAGAAUGAUUUGGAGGUCUCUCAAGAUCUCACGAGAGGAAAAUAGGAAUGAGUCAGAGACAAUUAGCCAAACUGGUCGGAGAGUUGUAAUCAAUAAUGGCACAUAAAUGAUCUUGACAGACAAAAACGGCCCUUUUAUGUUUUUUGUUAUCUAUGUUACUUUUUGAAAUAGAAAUGGCAUUUCUUUGUAAAUACAUUUUUGUUUUGUCGUGGUUAGGCAUUUGUUUUUUUGUUCCACUGUUAGCUGUAGUAUUUUGUAUAGCCUCUAACCACAAUUAAUGUUGUAUACACAGGACUGUAUAUUAACUUUUUUGCACAUUGCACUGCUGUUGAUAGAUUUGUAGCACUAGCCUCAAAAUCUGUUGAAUUGGAUAAAAACAUCUCUAAAAAUUAAUCAGGGCAGUACAUCAAUUGUGGUUGGAAAUUUGGCCUGCUGCAUCUGCAAUGAAAAAAGAUCAUGUAGUUUUUGUUUUUCUAAAAACAGAAAGAACAAUCCCUGUUAGUUCCAUGUAGUUUGACUUUUCAACAACCAUCAGAAAGAGAGAGGUCAUGCCAUGGAUGUUUAGUGAAUUUUUCUAAGGUGCUUCUUAAUAGGAAUUGGAAGUCAGUUAAUUUGUUUCGCAAUAAGGUGUGCAAGUAAAUUUGAUUUUAUUCAUCUUUAGAUCAUAUUUUUGAGUGGGCUAACUGACAUGUCAAAAAGUGUGCAACUGUGCAUCCAUGAAAUGCGUCACUAGAAACACAUCCAUGAAACCAUCCCAUACACAAAAUGUAGCCUGUGGCUAAAACAGCACUAGGGAGAGUGUUGUGAAGAUUUAUAUUAAAACCAAUAGCAUGCAGGCUUUAAUUAAGCACUAAAGGGGAGUAUAGAGCUUAGCGUAUGAUGUUUGACAGACAGAAGCGAGCAUUCCUUUUUUUCUUUGAACUUUUAAUUGUGAAUGUUUUGUGAUUAAAGAAACUGUCUGCUUUGCUCUGAUUAAAAUAAACUAUAUUGAUACUCUUUUUAUACACUCUUUGAAUAGACACAUACGUACUUAAAUGCAAA
Messenger RNA from Alosa sapidissima (American shad), 2101 nucleotides. Its product is annotated as P2Y purinoceptor 2. Gene Ontology annotation, cellular component: plasma membrane. Lineage: Eukaryota; Metazoa; Chordata; Actinopteri; Clupeiformes; Clupeidae. Gene Ontology annotation, biological process: G protein-coupled receptor signaling pathway. The record is from RefSeq and is a predicted model, not a curated record. The transcript is spliced from 2 exons. The coding region runs from base 138 to 1166 and encodes 342 amino acids. Gene Ontology annotation, molecular function: G protein-coupled receptor activity.